AUUUCAUUGCUUAAUUUGAAAUCAACGUAGUAAGUCCUGCAUAAUAUAUCAUCAAUGCAACAUCAGAUUACCAUAAAUAUCUAAGCAUAACAACAUAACUUAACUUAACAAAAUGACACAGUACUUUAAGAGAGAUAUUGAUUUCGAUGUUAAUCGCGAAACGGAAAUGGUGGAUGGUCGCACCUACGGAUUCCUGAACGCCAAGGGAUCGAAUACGCCGAUGCCCACGGCCCAAAAGACAGUUCGUUCCACAACCUUGUUAGAAAAGCUUAAGUCCAUAAGAGCGAGUGAGGACAGCGAGCAACAAUCCAUUCCACAGGAUAAGUCGUCUACGGAUUCAGUGCAAUCAAUUGGCAUGUCCUUUGAAAUGAAACGGAAACUAUUUGAUGAAGCCGAGUUCACCAUAACUCGAGGUCAGAAACUAAGUGAUCUCAUGCAUGCCACAGAUACGGAGUUUAACUUUAGAUCCUACGAGACUGGCAAGAAGACGAUCGCAGAAAUCGAGGCAUACUGUCGCACCAUUAACAUAAAGUUCGCCAAAUGAAGCGAAGUUGUCUUGCAACGCUGCAGUUUAUUAAUCGUAUUGAAAGGAUACAACUAACAUCUAAAAUAGCAAGGACAGAUUGCAAGAUAGACACGAUGAGAUACCGAUAAAAAAUGUAGAGCAGAUAAACUGAAUACGAAUCAAACUUAGAUUCAAUCCAAUCCAACGCAAAUCAAUGAAUCAAAUGAACUAUUUUAUAAAACCGAGCUCACAAUGGAGCGAAGCAAAAAUGCACUUUUAUGGAUCCAGAAAAGCGUUCCCUUCAAUUUUAUAUUUUGUGUACAUACUUAAAGAUUACAAUAACCAAGCAUAUUUCUCCUUAUUAUUGCAAUUUUAAGGAAAUAUAAUAAAAUUAAGUAAUAGUGCGAGCUUCAAGCGAACGUCCAUAUACCUUUUGCAAGGAAAAUCGAUCCAAACUCGUUACACAUUUUUGAAGUUUUUCUCGAGUUGUUGUGCCAGUUUUUUUGCGUAAUAAAUAAACAAAGCAAAGCGACGAUUGACCUAAUAAGUUGUUCAGCACAUUCUGCUGCAUAUCCGCGUACGCACCGUACUUUCUUUAUUGCAUUUCAACUUUCUUUCGGCCCAUGUUUGCUCAACACUUGACACAAUUCUCGAUCGAUCCGAUAAUAAGGAGAUCAUCAACAAAUUUUCAUUGAGCCUAUUGGUGCUGAUAAGGAAUAACUGCACUUGAAACUCGAGAUUUCUUAUCGCCACCGCCUUACGAUCCCCUAUAAUACUUUGCUUUUUAUGCUCCCCUAUACCAGUGCCAUAAACAUUAGUUCGUUUUUUUUUAUGUACCUUAGAAAUACUUAGGUUAGCACAUAGGCGACAUCCCAAAGCAGUUUCAAGCACUUUCCGUACAAAGAUUUAAUAAAUACUUCCUGAACUCCCAGGGGCAUGAAACGUUUGAAUGACAAUUCAGUUCCGCUUCUCGAUUGCAGACAAUUAAGUUCUCAACUUUCACUUGCUACAGCCACUGAUCAUUCAUAAGUAUAUUUCAAUGGGGCACUUCGAAAGCAUUAUCAGUGGGUGCAACCUCUCAAGUUGGACUUCAAAAUGGGCACGAGGACCGGAUCGGAUUUGCAGCGCCACUUAAUUGAUGCAAAUAGAAAUCGAAAUCGUGUCAGAGUCAGAAUUUUUCGCUCAGAUAACGAGACCAUUCGACGCUUGCCGAGAUGCGUCCUUUGGAAUGGAAAAUUUUCAGACUCAGCCGCAAACAUGUUUCGCAUAUGCAGCUUGUAAUUUUCCAUUGACAUUCACAAGAAUUGUAAACUUAACCCUGAACCGGGUUGCAGAUCCAAGGCGUAUUAAUUUUUUUUCAAUAGCUGCGGUUGUUUUUUCAACGCACUAGAGAGUAUGGGUUAUAUAAAGCACGUAAAUGUCUACUCUUAUAAGGAAAGUAAGUUUUCAAUAUAGGAAGUAAAUUCUACCAUUGAAUUCCAAGAAGUCUCAUGAGAAUACGAUUUUAAAGAUAUAUUUAUUUCUUAGAUUGCUUAGAGGCGAAUUUAAACCGAACCCAUGUUUUAUAAAAUAUAACAUAUAAAAAAAUCAUCCUAACUAUAAACAAACCAGAUCAACAGUUCAAGUUCAACUUGUUUUAAAGUUAGUUUUUUGGUAGGGAUUUUUUAAGGAGAUUGUGUCUCAAAAAAGAUAUCCGGACAGGAAAUACCUGUAUGUUGCGUACUUGAACUGAGAACACGUUUGUCGUAUAACAUUUAAAGAAAAACAAUAAACAAAUGCGUCGGCCGUUGGUUCAUUGGCAUGCAACCGUCAAAAUGUGUCUGGCACGUUACCAAA
This is a messenger RNA of Drosophila teissieri, 2341 nucleotides long. RefSeq lists its product as uncharacterized. NCBI's taxonomy places the organism in Eukaryota, Metazoa, Arthropoda, Insecta, Diptera, Drosophilidae. The record is from RefSeq and is a predicted model, not a curated record. Bases 113 to 544 code for a protein of 143 amino acids. The transcript has a single exon.